Messenger RNA from Camponotus floridanus (Florida carpenter ant), 2054 nucleotides. It is a transcript of the gene Ttc26, whose product is annotated as intraflagellar transport protein 56. NCBI's taxonomy places the organism in Eukaryota, Metazoa, Arthropoda, Insecta, Hymenoptera, Formicidae. Gene Ontology annotation, biological process: intraciliary anterograde transport; intraciliary transport involved in cilium assembly. The record is from RefSeq and is a predicted model, not a curated record. The transcript has 7 exons. The coding region runs from base 320 to 1969 and encodes 549 amino acids. Gene Ontology annotation, cellular component: ciliary base; intraciliary transport particle B; ciliary basal body. Gene Ontology annotation, molecular function: intraciliary transport particle B binding; protein binding.
UUGAGUCUCGGCUUUAAAUUUUAAAUACGAUGUAAAUGCCAAGAACUAGCAUCAUAUGGAAAUAUUCACGUAUCAAUUUGAAUUAUAUAUUGCGAUCCUUUGGCAACAUGAUUGACAGGAUUUUGAAAUUAUAUUGUUCGCAUCUUUUACAUGGCGACACAUUUUUAAAAAAGAUGAAGAUAUCGCGCAAAUAUUUUAAAUAUGUGCAAACGUGCGGCGCUUGUUGUUUGUUAUGUUCGAGUGUCGCUUGCCAACGCGUUUCGUGAAAUGAAAUAAUCGAUAAAGACACGCGUAUGUGCACGGCGCAAAAAGACACAAAAUGAUCUUGUCAAGGUCCAAACCAGCUUCAUCCGAGGGUGUUCGUAAAUCAGCAUCACGUAAGGAAAUUCCAAAAUUGGAAGAUUUCCUAGAGAAACGAGAUUAUAUCGGAGCCUUGACAUUACUGGAAUUUGAUAAUAGUACCAGUAAUAGCUUGGAAACAGAUCUAUGGAUGGGAUACUGUGCAUUUCAUUUAGGUGAUUACAAGCGUGCAGCAACAAUCUAUGAAAACUUGAGGAAAAAUGAUUAUAUACCACCAGACGUCCUAACAAAUUUGGCAUGCUGUUAUUUUUAUUUGGGCAUGUAUCCUGAGUCACAAAAGAUCUUGGAAGAUGCAGCAGACAGCAAAUUGAGAACUAGACUGCUGUUUCACUUGGCCCACAAGAUGGGCAAUGAAUCAAAAUUAGUGGAAUACCAUCAAAUGUUACAGGAUGUUAUUGAGGAUCAACUCAGUCUAGCAUCUAUUCAUUAUUUACAAGCUCAUUAUCAAGAAGCUAUUGAUGUAUAUAAAAGAAUUUUGUUGGAUAAUAGGGAUUAUCUAGCCUUAAAUGUAUAUGUAGCUUUAUGCUAUUACAAGCUAGAUUACUACGAUGUAGCACAAGAAGUGCUUCAAGUCUACUUGCAAAAGUAUCCAGACAGUGCAAUCGCGAUUAAUUUGAAAGCGUGUAAUCAUUUUCGUUUGUACGAUGGAAAUGCUGCACAAGCCGAGAUGAAACAGCUUAUUGAAAAGAUAUCUAGUUCUUUUAGUUUUGGUCAUGAUCUUAUACGCCAUAACACAGUUGUAUUCAGAGGAGGUGAAAAUGCUUUGCAAAUUUUACCCAACUUGGUCGAUGUUAUACCAGAAGCUAGGCUUAAUUUAGUGAUAUAUUAUUUGAAACAAGACGAUGUCAAAGCAGCCUAUGAUUUGAUAAAAGAUUUGGAACCUGCUGUUCCACAAGAAUAUAUUUUAAAGGGUAUAGUUAAUGCUGUUAUGGGUCAAGAGACCAAUUCUCGCGACAGUAUAAAAACAGCGCAACAAUAUUUUCAACUAGUGGGUUCCUCGGCAUCGGAAUGCGACACUAUACCCGGCAGACAAUGCAUGGCCUCUUUCUUCUUCCUUUAUCGUCAAUUUGAGCGAGUUCGAUUAUAUCUGAAUUCUAUAAAGACGUACUUUUCCAAUCAGGACAAUUUUAACUUUAAUUACGCCCAAGCACAAACUGGAGCAGGUUACUUCAAAGAAGCAGAAGAAGCUUUCCUGAUGAUACGUACUGAAAAAUAUAAAAAUGAUUAUGUUUACAUUAGCCUUCUGUCAUAUUGUUAUAUAAUGAAUAAAAAAGCUGAACUAGCCUGGGAACUGUAUUUAAAGAUGGACACAUCUGCAGAAUCUUUCAAUCUACUCCAAUUGAUUGCUAAUGCGUGUUACAAGGUAGGUGAAUUCUGGUAUGCUGCCAAGGCAUUUGAUAUGCUGGAGCGCAUGGAUCCAAGUCCUGAACAUUGGGAAGGAAAACGCGGCGCAUGCUGCGGCACUUUUCAAUACAUCGUUGCGGAAAAAUUACCAAAAGAACUGUUGUCAGACGUGAUACAGCUUCUUAAAAAUACAUCCAAUUCCCAAGUGGAACAGAUAAUACGCGUUAUGCGCAAAUGGGGAAAGGAUAACAGAGUAAACUGUUAGCAUCAUUGAAGAUCACAUUAUUAUCAAUUCCGUCCAAAAAAAUUCAAUCUUUAUAAAAUAAUAAUGUUACAAAAGAUGUUUAUGU